Aspergillus terreus NIH2624 is the source of this 2073-nucleotide messenger RNA. RefSeq names its product exocyst subunit EXO84. Lineage: Eukaryota; Fungi; Ascomycota; Eurotiomycetes; Eurotiales; Aspergillaceae. Gene Ontology annotation, biological process: exocytosis; Golgi to plasma membrane transport; intracellular protein localization. The record is from RefSeq and is a predicted model, not a curated record. The coding region runs from base 1 to 2073 and encodes 690 amino acids. Gene Ontology annotation, cellular component: exocyst. The transcript has 3 exons.
AUGGAAGCCCGUGGCUUGACCCUCCGCAGCAAGACCCGACGGGCUCGCCCUCAGAUCAGCGCUCCCAAACCCAUCUCAGGGCCUCUGCCCCCGAACAACAAGGCCAUUGAUCCAGUGCAGAGUACGACGACUUCGAGCUCCGGUUCUCGCUCCAGGGAACGACCUGCCCCCAAGGAUGCCACCUCCGAUCUGGUAAAACGACGAUACUCGACUCGGUUCAACCAAGCUCCCGACUUCGACCCUAAUGCUCCCCCGGUUCCCAGUCUCCCCAAGGGGCCUGCGUUUGGGGCAUUGGUUCCCCCCGAAGUAAGCAGGCGACCCUCGGGAGAAUCAUCCGGUCCUCCUCAGGUCGAUUUGGAGGCUUUGCGCGACCCUAGUUUGCCCGUCGAUCGAUACGUCGCCAACCUUCUCGCCAACGCGUCCGAAGAGGAGAUCCAAGAGUACCAGAGAAGCCUCCGGAAAGUCAAGAACCGCACCUCGACCGACCUUCAGCAAAAUGUCUACCAAAACCGAACCCAAUUCAUCAAGAUCAGCAAGGAGGCGGAGAAGCUGAAAGGCGAAAUGCGCACGUUACGCACGCUAAUGGCCGAGCUCACAACGGCCCUGGGGCAGACCACUGUCGGCAAUACCCCAAAUCCGAUGUCGCCAAACCCGGACGAGCGCUUACCCAAGCGCAACGCCAACCGCAGCUCGGUCGCGAAUCUCGAAAGCAUGUGGAACGUGCAGCUGCAGACGCUAUGGAAGACGGUUGAGGGCUCCCAGAAAUUUCUUCCGGUGGUCCCCGGUCGGCACAUUGUGAUGGAAACCGGCAAUUGGGUAGAGCUGGACUCUGCCACUUGGAAACCACGCCGACCAGUGCACAUCGUUCUUCUGAACGACCAUCUGUUAGUAGCGGCCAAAAAGCGAAAGCGUGUGGACCAGAGCAACCCGAAUCAUCGCGGCCCUGUUCCAACCAAGCUCGUCGCAGAGGAAUGUUGGGCUCUGCAAGAUGUCGACAUGAUCGACCUCGGUGCUAACCUGGGGACCGGUGCAGCACGCGAGGAAGCCGAGGACCGGGGCAUCGAUAACGCGAUCAACAUCCGCGUCGGAAACAAACCCUUUACAUACCGUCACGACAAGCGGAAUAGCUCCGCAAAGUCUGACUUGCUCGCCACGUUCCGAAAAACCGUCGAGGACUUGCGACGGACCCUCCGUUCGGAGACGGAGGCGGCCAGUCGGGCGAACGACUCCUUUGGUUAUCUCGGGGCACGACAUUCACUGUACUCGCCAAAGCCCGACCGCUAUGACCAUACAGACAAUGACCGGGAUCGGCCAGAAAUUCUCAUAGAUGUGGAUGGAAAGCAGCAGAAUAUGCGAUCGGUGGAGGCUCAAGUGGAUCAACUCGACAUCGAUAUCGCUUUACAGCGGUUCAAAGAAUCGGUCGAGCUGAUCGAAAGGCUUCGGAAGUACGAUUCAAGGGGCAAUGCAGCUGCGCAGGAGGUGAUCAAUGCUAAAGUUGACGAACGCGCGGCCAAGCUGGCCGAGAUGCUUUUGCGAGCUUUGGUCGACACGCACUCCUUCCCAACCGCCACCAAGACCAACGUCGAACGGCUGACUCGACUGGGAUUCGGGGACCAAGCUCGCGAGGCCUAUCUGAAGGCUCGAUCAGACGUGAUUUCGAAGCGUAUUCGGGCCUGCAUCUUCGAAGGCGACCUACCUCUUUACAUCUUCCAGGUCUCGUUUGUUUAUUUCACGCUCAUCAAGAACACGAUCAGUAUCUAUCGAGACUGCUUCCCUACCGUUAUGACCAGCGCAUGCAUCAAAUGGGCCAAACACCACCUGGACGGGUUCAACGCGCUGCUCACUCGCCAGCUGAGCAGCGUGCAGCGCGGCACUACCGUGUGGCAGAAAUGCAUCGACAUCGUCCACGAGCAAGCCGGCCUUCUCAACGAGGUUGAUGUUGACUUUACGGAUCUUGUCGCGCGGGGUCUAGAGUUGAACGGCGAUGAGCACCACCACCGGCCGACGAUGACGCGCUCGGAGUCGCUCAUCUCGGGACUGGCAGAUGCAGCAGCCGCCGUGCCUGACUAUUGA